AUGUUUCAAUUUCGAUUUAUACAACCACUACUAAGGAAUAAUAUUAAAUGUAUAAGGCCAAUACAAUACAGAUUUAUAAGUCAAUCUACAACUAAAUUUCAACUGUCACAACCACUGCUAUUUGGUAGAAAAAUUUCAACUUCUGAGACAUUUAUGCUUAAAUCAUUAUUCAAAACUAUAUGGCCAAAGAAUAAUGCUAACUUCAAAUUUAGAGUCAUUAUUGCAUUAUCAUUACUUAUUGGAUCUAAAGUACUCAAUGUUCAAGUACCUUUUUUCUUUAAACAAAUUAUAGAUGAAAUGAAUAUAGAUUGGACAAAUCAAGUUGGUACAAUUCCGACCGUGGUCGGUUCUUUAAUUUUAGCUUAUGGAGGUGCUAGAUUUGGUGCUGUAUUAUUUGGAGAAUUAAGAAAUGCUAUAUUUGCUUCUGUUGCCCAAUCUGCUAUAAAAAGAGUUGCAUAUAAUACAUUUGUUAGAUUAUUAAAUAUGGAUUUAAACUUUCAUUUAAGUAGACAAACUGGUGGAUUAACAAGAGCAAUAGAUAGAGGUACAAAGGGGAUAAGUUAUGUUUUAUCAGCUAUGGUAUUUCAUAUAAUACCGAUUACAUUUGAAAUUCUGAUUGUUUGUGGUAUUUUAAGUUAUAAUUAUGGGGUACCGUAUGCUACAAUGGCAUUGAUUACAAUGUUGGGUUAUUCAUUAUUUACAAUUAGAACAACUGCUUGGCGAACUAAAUUCAGAAGACAAGCUAAUAAUGCAGAUAAUGAAGCUGCUUCAGUUGCAUUGGAUUCUUUAAUAAAUUAUGAAAGUGUUAAAAUAUUCAAUAAUGAAAUGUAUCAAGCUAAAAAAUAUGAAUCAGCAUUAACUAGUUAUCAAAAUGCAAGUGUUAAAGUUGCAACAUCAUUAGCUUUUUUAAAUGCUGGUCAAAAUUUUAUAUUUACAAGUGCUUUAACUGCAAUGAUGUAUAUGGGUUGUCAAGGUGUUGCGACUGAACUGUUAACUGUUGGUGAUUUAGUUUUAAUUAAUCAAUUAGUUUUCCAAUUAAGUGUUCCCUUAAAUUUUCUUGGUUCAGUUUAUAGAGAAUUAAAACAAAGUUUAUUAGAUAUGGAAAACUUAUUUCAAUUACAAAAUGUUCCAAUUAAAAUUAAAGAAGUUCCAAAUGCUCCAGAUUUACAAGUUACUAAAGGUGAAGUUAGAUUUGAAAAUGUUUCAUUUGGAUAUCAUCCAGAAAGACCAAUUUUAGAAAAUGUAUCAUUUAUAAUCCCACCUGGUGAAAAAGUUGCCAUUGUUGGUCCUUCAGGAAGUGGUAAAUCAACUAUAUUAAGAUUAGUUUUCAGAUUUUAUGACAUUGAUUCAGGUAGAAUUUUAAUUGAUGGACAAGAUAUAACAAAAGUUUCAUUAGACUCAUUACGUAAGAAUAUUGGAGUAGUUCCACAAGAAACUCCACUUUUUAAUGAUACAAUAUAUGAAAAUAUUAAAUAUGGAAAUUUAAAAUCAACAUCAGAAGAAAUUAACCAAGUUAUUGAUUUCGUUAAACUAGAUCAGUUAAUUAAAGAUUUACCAGAAGGUUUACAAACAAUAGUAGGAGAACGUGGAUUAAUGAUUAGUGGGGGUGAAAAGCAAAGAUUAGCAAUUGCAAGAUUAUUGCUAAAAAAUUCAAAAAUUACAUUUUUUGAUGAAGCUACAUCUGCAUUAGAUACUCACACUGAACAAAGUUUAUUAAAAACAAUUAGAUCAAUUUUUAGAAUUAAUGAAAAUACAAAUAUUUCAAUUGCUCAUAGAUUAAGAACAAUAGCCGAUGCUGAUAAAAUUAUUGUUUUAAAUAAAGGUCAUGUUCAAGAACAAGGUACACACCAAGAAUUAUUAAAUUGUGAUUCAUUAUAUAAAGAAUUAUGGACAAUACAAGAAAAUUUAGAUAUUGAACAACAGUUAGUAGAUGAUGAAGAAGAAAUGAUUAAAUUAGAAGAAGAAAGAGAAAAAAAAGUGUUUAAUGGGGAUUGA
Insectozyma verbasci is the source of this 1995-nucleotide messenger RNA. Lineage: Eukaryota; Fungi; Ascomycota; Pichiomycetes; Serinales; Debaryomycetaceae. The record is from the annotation of a GenBank genome assembly.